GCUGACUGCGCAUGUCUGUGCUCCUGGCAGUGCAGGGGUUACCAGGGAUACCGUUUGCCUUUAGGACCCAGCGGCUCUCGCCAACACUUCCUGUCUCGCUAUCAGAGUCUUUCCCCAACGCACGGAGCCGCGGCCUCGUCCUGCUGCUUCCUGCCCCCCGGCGGUGCUGCCCGGGCACUGGGACAACAUGUAAAGCAGCUGAGCCGCCAUAGCUCCGCUCUCUGUACGGCAGGGCUCAGGCUUUAGACAUGGAGACACAAAAUCAUCUUUCUUGCACUGGACAAACACCUCUCACUAAUGCCUCAGGACUAAAACUACUGCCUCAAUCGGUGGAACCAGUUUACACAAACAGUACACUUACAAGCUUUUCCCAACAUGGAAAGGUGCUGAAGUAUGACAUGCCAGUCAAUGGCCUAAUCUCUCCCUCCUUGUCUAACAAUGCUCAUGGGACAUUAUUAUCAAACGAUCAUAUUACCCAUAAUUCUGUAUCCAAUAACUACGACUACCUCUGGAAAAAGCCCAAGUCCUCGGUGCAUAAGGACUCUCGUGUACCUAGUCAGUUCUUAAUAAAUGGCUCAAGCUGUACAAUAACUAAUGGACCUUCCAUUAAAAGAAGUCCACAGGAAACACUGGGAAACUGUACUUCAAACCAAACAGCUUCCUGCAACCUAAGCAGCAACAACUUGUGCAGUCCUAAUGAAGCUGAUAUUAAGGUGGUAACUGCAGCUAAUGGGACACAUUAUGGCUUCUGUGAAGCAUCCCUUCCUGAUUCUGUGUCGGCUUCCAGCAUGCAGUCUGUUUCUGCUGAUAACCAGGUCAAGGAGGGAACAGAACAGGAAAGUGAGGCAGGCACCUCUGAGAAGUAUAAUCGCACGCCCGAACUGGCAGAGGCAUUGGAGCCAUCUGAUGCACAGACAGAUCUUAACAACAUUUGUGAAUACAAGGAAACAGACCUAGACCCUGUUAUUCAGUCAGCACCCAACCCACUCCUUCCUCCUGAUGUUAGCAAUCUGGAUGACCCAUCCCAGCUUCCAUCCCAGCUUGGGAAAUCCCAUCUUCUUAAUGAAGAUUCUCUGGAGCCCUUUGGAACAGAUCUAAUUCAAGAUCCAAUAAGCAGCACCAUGUAUGAUCUAGAAGAAAUGGAAGUAGGUGGCAUGCAACAAAAGGAUCCACCGUUGGACGCCUCAAGCUUGGAAUGCCCAUCAUACACCCUUUCUGCCUCCUUUCCGCUUAUGGCUGAAGACACUCAUAACUCUUCUGUCCUUUUUAAUGCAGCAUCUGCUUCCCCAGUUCUUGGAGAUUCUGUAAUGCAAGAGAGUGCCUCUGAGAUGGAUGAGGAUCCUGAAGGCAGCAAGGCUGAGGAACCAGUUUCAGUACCAGAGAAUGUGUCCCAGGAUGAAAUGAACAUAGAAAAUACAAGUCCAGAGCCCUGCGUUGCUGCUGAAACUGAGGAGGAAGAACUGGAACCUGGCGAAGUAAAGGGUACUAUUGCUAGAAGGAGAAUGGCUACUCCAGAACAAGUGUGUUUCCCAUUACGGCAUGGGUGGAAACGAGAAGUAAGGAUACGGAAAGGUAGCCACCGCUGGCAAGGAGAGACCUGGUACUACGCUCCUUGUGGCAAAAGAAUGAAGCAGUUCCCUGAGGUUAUCAAGUAUCUGUCUAAGAACGCAGGCCCAUACGUGCGUAGAGAACACUUCAGCUUCAGCCCUAGGAUGCCUGUUGGGGACUUUUAUGAAGAGCAAAAUACAGCAGAAGGUCCUCAGUGGAUAUUGCUCAAUUCUGAGGAAAUUCCCUCUCGAAUCAUAGCCAUAACUGGCAAAAGAGGGCGCCCUCGUAACAUGGAGAAGGCAAAAGCAAAGGAGCAGAAGGUGAAGAGAGGACGAGGGAGACCUCCAAAAGUUAAAAUGAUUGACCUAUUAAGCAAGCCUGAUGCUAAACUCCUACGGAAGUUGGAAAAUCAAGAUAUUCUUAGUGAUGCUGAAAAACUGCAGCUAUGUAAGUUAAAGAAGAAAAUGAGAAGGAAGGCCAGAAAUCAAGAAGCAAAACUAGAGGCAGCAAAAAAAAUAAAAGAAAUGAAAGAAAAGGAGGAAAAACUGCAAAAAAUCAAAGAGAAGGCAAAGAAUAAAGAAAAGAAAAAAGUGAGGAGACAGCCAAAGGAGAAAGCCCCUGUCAUACACAAACCUGACAGGAAACAACUUGCACAGCAGCGGCGCCUGGAAGAGCGAAAGAGACAGCAGUUCAUCUUGGAGGAGCUGAAGAAACCCACAGAAGACAUGUGUUUACCUGAUCACCAGCAACUGCCAGAUUUCCCUUGUGUACCAGGAUUGGUUCUGCCCAGCUGUGCCUUCUCUGACUGCCUAACCACAGUAGAAUUUUUGCACUCUUAUGGCAAAGUGCUUGGACUGGAUGAGGCCAAGGACAUACCCAGCCUGUGCACUCUGCAGGAAGGCCUCUUUAAUGUUGGGGACAGCCUAGGAGAAGUUCAAGACCUGCUGGUGAAACUCUUGCGGGCAGCAAUGAUUAACCCUGGGUUGCCACCUUAUUGCCAGUCUCUAAAGAUUCUUGGUGAAAAAGUGUCUGAAAUUGGACUAAAUCGUGAGAAUGUGUCAGAACCUCUGCGACUCUUCUUGGAAUCUUAUGGUGGUGACAUAGAGCUUUGUGACAGUCUCCGGUCUCAUCCUUUCCAGGCCCAUGCUCCUCAUGUCAAGGCUAAGAUUCUUGCAUUUCUUGUCAACGAAUUGAAUGCCAGCUCGCUCAUUAUUUCUGAAAUUGAUAAAACGCUGGAGAACAUGUCUCACUAUCGCAAACAUAAGUGGAUAAUUGAAGGAAAAAUUCGCAGGCUGAAAUUUGCAUUAUCCAAGAGGAAGAGUAGUGAAGAAAGUCAGACAACCACUGCAGAGGAGAGUCAGAGGAGGCGCAGUGAACGCAAUGCUGAAGAGAACGAUGCGCUGGACAUUGAUGACAGUACCAUACAGAAAGAUUUUGUGGAGGUAGAAAUCCCAUCCUCUACCAGUGUUGUGGAACUAGAGAGACAAAUUGAGAAGCUCACAAAGCGCCAGAUGUUCUUUCGAAAGAAAAUACUUGGUUCUUCACAAAGGCUUCGAACCGUGUGUCUGGGACAAGACCGUUACCGCCGAUGUUAUUGGAUGGUGCCACACCUAGGGGGAAUAUUUAUAGAAGGCUUACCUGAGAGUGCUGAGCCAGAUAAAGAACCUACACUGGAUACCGGCACUGAGGCUUCUUCUCUAAAGAGUGAAGAUGUAGAAAAGGCUCAAAACAAAUCUUUUGACUCCCUAAGUAAAACACAGGAUCAUCCUCGAAAGUCCAGGGCUGAGCCAGAGCAUAACUGUACAUCCUGUCGUCAUUCAGCUUCCAAGGAAAAGGAAUCAAAUGUUGUUGAGCAAAAUCCAAAUAUUGUGCCUCUCUCUCACAACCAGCAGGAUCUCAGUCAGUCUGUGUUUCUUUCAUGGUUGACUAAAAAUCAAAAUAUCAUGGACAGCACAGUGCUUACUCCUGAGAGUAGCCCCCCACACAGUGAGUCAACCCCCAUUAUUUCCUCCGAAGCGCCUGAGAAGCCAAAGCAGUGGCUUCCCCUGCAUUCCAGAACUCCUUGCCGUAACCUUACCCAGGGCUCUUUUACUCGCCCAUCAAACCAGUCGUCCCCACCAUCACCUACUGCAGCCACAUCUGUAAAACAGGCAAAAGGAUUCAAGGUGGAAGCACAAAGUUAUGUUACAUCAUUGCCUUCAGAUUCAACCCCUUGUCAUGCUUGCGCCAAUCCUGGGAAGAGCUCCACUGCAUCCCAUGAAACAACACUGAAUUCUCAGCUUCUCGGUGACUCGGAGAAGGAAAAACGAAGGGGACGCCCUCCCAGUAAGCUGCUAAAGCAGAUUGAGCAGAAAUACUACAACCAACUUAUAGAAAGGCCUAUACCUGUUGGUAUGAGACAGAAGUGGUGGUGGAUAAAGGACCCUGCAAUGUUGGAAUUGUUACUGAAAGCUCUACAUCCCCGUGGCAUCCGUGAAAAAACAUUGCACAAGCAUCUCUCUAAGCAUUUGCAGCACCUAAAAGAGAUGUGUGCACGACCAGCCAGUGAUGCUCUCUUCAAGUUCACCUCUGCAGAAGGUCACCCUGUCAGCCAAGAGACACUGGAUAAAUGGUCUGUAACUGAUUUGACAUUCCAAGUGGAUCUGUCAGCCCUGCAGUGGGUGGAAGACCUAGAACAAAGGGUCAUUUUGUCUGACCUGCAACAAAGGGGAUGGACUCCUCCUGCCCCAGACUCGGUUAGAACAGAUCUUAAGUACUAUGAACACCUGGUGGAACCUGCCGACGACAUCACAGUGAAAGUGAAAAGAGAAGAUUGCCGACUCUACCGAGUGUGUUCUAAUCCCUUGGAUUUAGCUGUCUUGCGGCUUCUAUGUUUGGAGGAGAAUUUGGAGAAAAGAUACUUGAAAGAACCUCUCUGGUUGUUAAGUGAGGUGCAGCAUGAAAAGGCUGUGAUCACAAAUCCAGAAGAUCCCCUCUCCACAACAGAAAUUGAAUACAGCAUUACAUCACGCUUACGGUUGUGGCGUCAGACUGUGGAAAGAUGUCGUAGUGCUGCCCAACUGUCACUUUGUCUGCAGCAGCUGGAGAGGUCAAUAGCUUGGGAGCGGUCAGUUAAUAAAGUGACCUGCUUAUAUUGUCGAAAGGGCGAUAAUGAUGAGUUCUUGCUACUGUGUGAUAGCUGUGAUCGCGGCUGCCAUACUUACUGUCAUAAACCUCAGAUGAAUGAGAUUCCAGAAGGUGAUUGGUUCUGUCCUACUUGUAUAUCACUGCAAUGUGAGAGUGAGUUUCUAAGAACCAGUGGCUCAUCAAGACGCAUCAGAAAGUGUACUUUGCGAUUCAAAGAAAACAGCCCAGCAAAGCCUUCACGGCGGCGAGAACAUCCCACAACAUCACAGUACUCACCAGGAGAAUCCCCCGUUUCCAAAAGGAGGCGCAUGGCCACGAGGAGCCACAGUCCGGAUUUAACUUUCUGCGAAAUCAUUCUUAUGGAAUUGGAGUCACAUGAAGAUGCCUGGCCUUUUCUGGAGCCUGUGAACCCACGCCUUGUGCCUGGUUAUAGGAAAAUAAUCAAAAACCCCAUGGACUUCUCUACCAUAAGGCACAAGCUGUUGAAUGGAAAGUACUCUAGCUGUGAGGAGUUUGCCGAAGAUGCCGAGCUUGUCUUCAGCAAUUGCCAGCUGUUUAAUGAGGAUGACUCGGAAGUGGGGAAGGCUGGCCUAAUUCUUAAGAAGUUUUACGAUGCUCGCUGGGAAGAGUUCAGUCAGGAACGUAACCAGAUUUCGCUGUGAUACUGGAGUCCUCAAACCCCUCCUUCCCUUCGGCCCAUUUAUGUUGUGCAUUCUCUGGGAUGCUGAAAACGGGUUAAACUCUUAUUGUCAGUUCAGCUCUUAUUGUGUUUUUCACACAGAGAUCCGUUGUGGUGAAUCAAGGGUAAAUGAGUUCUUUUCCUCCAGGAUACAAUCUUCCAGCAUCAUUAUCACAUGGCUUUUGGAACACAUUCAUUCUCAAUCACCUUUCAGAGAUUUAGCCCUCAGCUGGGAGGCUGGGAGGCAGUUUGGUGAACUGGUUGUUGGUGAAGACUUGAGUACACUCUCACACAAUCUCUCCUCUGCCCCUUCCAAUUGUGUAUGCAUUAACAUGUCUUUGUAUCAUUCUGCACUUGCAUCUCUGAAUUCUAGAACACAUUGUCCCAUGCUGCAUGUCAGGCAGUAACAUUGGCAUGUGUACAUAUAAUCACUUCAUGCAAAUGCAUAGUGUUAUUUACAGAAUGGAGAUAUUUAAUAUAGACAUAAUCCACCACAACAUGGGUGUGCAGUGAUACCUGCUAUAGGAUAUUCUUGUACGAAAGUAAUCAUUAGGCAUAGCAUACAGAGGUAGGUGCAUUCCCACUUAUAUCUGCUCACUAUUACAGUUAAUACCUGCAGAACAGACAAGCAGGAGUUCUAAGCAAUAGCAAAUAGUCAAAUGUGUUUCUUUUUUCUCAUGUUUAGACAGCAUGGGUAGAAAUCUACAGUGUAGCAUUUGUUUAAAUAAAUAUUGUUGUAUGGCCAGUACAGUGGGCACCAGCCCAUGGAAGGUAACCAGUAUUUAGCUGUGUCCUGGGCUGGACAUGUCCAUCAACCCUCUUUGUGCUGCUUCCACUGGUUGUCACUGUUUGGUAUAAGAAUCCCUUACCUUUCUUACGCUAGCACUACCUCUUUCCCGCUCCACCUUUGACUUCACAUUUGUUAAGUUUUAUUUCUGGUAUUGAGGUUGCAGCAUUCAAGGCAUUGUGCCUCUGGCCUUAAACCUGUUACUGGCUUUGAGCACUACAGGGGUCCCAGAGGACAACCAUUUAAUGCCCAGUGGUAGGGGAUUCAUGGUGCGUACUCUGUUGUAUGUACAUUGUUUUAUUUAUUUAACUUAGUCAUGGCUGCCGAGGCCCAUUGCUUCUCAUAUUUAAUGUCUUGCCCUUCUUUUGUGUAUUUUAAGCUGUACGGCCCUCCCCAUCUUGGUAUGUGACUCCUCCUGCAGCUCUGAAGUAGCCGGCCUGUUGGCUGCUCUAAUAAUCAACACCUUGAGUGGCUUAAGUGGUUUCAGUGCAGCUUUUGCCAAUAUGUCGCUGGUCAUUUAUUCUCCUUAUUCACUGUGUUACAGUCACGUACUCUCCAACUUCUUAGUUCAAUUCAACCGCUAUUUAAGAACGUCACAUUAUGAGGGAUAGGAUUAUGUUUGGCCGAUAUGCAUCAAGUGCUAUUGUUUCUAUAGAUCAGUGUUCUUUGUUUACAUCAGUGUGGGAGGAGGAGUGGCUUUGCCCUGUACUUUGCACAUCCAUGAAAGAAUUUUGGUACCUACAGGCACGCGGGGUAUGGCCCAGCUCAUGCACGCGGGGUAUGGCCCAGCUCAUGCCCUGUAGACGCUUACGGACAUGGCUGCAGUCGUCACCCUUAAUUUUUGCAUAAAGUAUCAGAUUCUUUAGAAUCUUUUGGCUUUAGUACUUUUCAGUGUACAACUCCUAGUUAGGGCCUUGCAAUUACAAAGUUUUAAUUGUUUGGGGAAAGUUCCUUUUUUCAAGGGAAUCUAGCGUGAAAAUAAAUUAAUUUUAAGGUUUAUCUCAUAGAAAUAGCAUUUUGUACACACAUUCUGUGCAUAUCUGUCUCCCUAUGUGCAGCUUUGUGUUGGAGUCAUUAUUUUGAAUAGUCGUUGGCUCCAAUACAUUGUCUGGCCAAUGACUUCCCAUCACUCUGAGAGACAGAUUGCUGAGAGGGGAAAGUACAGAGUAACUUGGUUAUUUCAGAAAUGGUACAGAAUUUUUAACUGAUUGUAUUUAGAAUGUUUUCUUAUUUCUAUGAAAUGAAACUUAUUUAAUUUUCAUCUCCAUAAUUGUAUUCCUUUCAUUUUCAUGAGCAAAUAUUUAGGCUUCCAUUCAGUGUGCCUCUUAAUGUGCCAGCCUUGUGGCCAGCUUUAUUUACUUCCUGGUUCAUUCGCUGCCAUUCACAUUGCACUAAAAUCACUCUUUUCUGGAAAACCGCAUGAAAAAUCUGCGCGGUGUAGCGGCCAUUACCUGUACAGAGAUAUCCAGCUCCAGGCCUCAGGGCUCUUUGCAGGCCAACUAGUACAGCAGUAAUUUGCCUUGCAUUUAUCCUAGCUGCCUACGCUGUGCUUGAUAGUGGGUGGAGCCACCACCUGCCCUGAUAGAACUCUCUGGGCUUGGAGUUGGGCAGCCCUGGCCUAUAGCAAUAGCAGUUGUUUCUUUUAUUAAGGAAAACUACAUUUAUUUUGAAAGCAAUAUAUUCCUCCAAUAUUCCUUUCGUGUGGCUUUCAGUUCAAGGCAAAUACUCUCCUGGUUAAUAAUAGAGGGAGGCAGUGAUGCCCUGUGCGCACCAUUAGCCAGUGCUGGCACAAUGAAACUAUUUUUUUAUUUUAGUUUUGUCAUUUUUUUUUACCUAUAAAACAUGAAAUGGCUUUGUACUAUAGAUAUAUUUAUAUUUUGUCUGAAUGCCAGCUUUGUUACCAGGUUUUCUGUUGGGUGUUAGCUCCUUUUCUUAUGGGGUUUGUUGAUUUUAUAAUAUAUAACGUCUGCCUCUUUUCUCUGGGAUUUGUGUUAUUGGUGAGCAGAGCUUACAUUCUUUAAAUAUAUGAUGUUACGUAGAGUCCAGGCAUUUGCUGAAUGGACAAAGCAGUUAUGACCCAGACUGUAAAAAUGGAUGAAGGACCAGUCCAAACCCUCUUUUUAAAGGGGAAAUACAGCUAAAUGAUAGUAAGAAAUCCAUAUUGUAGCAGGUAGAAUAUACAUGUUAAAGCUUCCAUCGUUUCUUCUUCCUGGUGAGAAAAUGUUCAUUUGUUAGCCGCACUGGCUGGUGUAGUACUGGGAAUGGGACUGCUUGGCUUUGCUGGUAGCCGGCACACAGCAUAUGGGACCCUUCAGUCUUACAUUGCAAUCCUUUCACUGACUGCUUGCUAGCAGUUGGCUACUUUUAACAUAGAAACAUUCUAGGCACACAUAGGGUCUCUCUCUUUAUUGCCUUUGUGGGGUCCUGUAGUCAAGCCAACCUCUGGCCCUCCAUCAGCUCAUGAACUAUAGCUCACAUAUAUCCCUGUCUUUGGCAGUCAGUGGCUGCUUGGGAGUUGUAGCUUUGCAGCUUGAAGACUCAAGAUUGGUCAGCCAUUUUAAUUCUUAAAAUCAGUGAAGCUGUUUCUGUUGCCACAGCGGCUGCUUGCACAGGCUGCAUUUGUGGUGCACAGUGGAACGAGCCCCUAGGUAGAGAGGGACCCUCGAUGGCCAUCCCUGCUAUCAAAGCCUUAGCACAAACCCAUGCCCCCUGAGCUGUAGGAUCCAGACAUAACAAAGCGUUGGCUACAGUAAUUCUACAACCGCUUUUCCUAGAAAGGAAGAAGAAAUGUUAUUUGUUCUACAAAAGUCCUUCUCUUUCUCUGGGGGUCUGUCAUUUGAGUUUUUAUCCCACAAGAACAGACCUUCCCUCUCCAGUCCAAGCUGCACUGCUGUCAGCAACCUCAGGCAUAAGCUGCGGCUUAUAGGAAGGACCAGGAUCAAUCAAGUGCCACUUAUUUGUAUUGGUAUUCCUUUGGGGGGGCAGGGGGUGGUGUAUGUUUUUAUUUUAAUACCCCUAGACCCAGUUUCCUUCUCUAUGCAUUUCAGUAGUGUGUUUAAAGCCUCUUUGGGGUGUAAUGGGGGUUAAUUUAAGAUUGUUUAUUAAUUUCAGUGACUCGAGUCAUUUCAGUGCAACGUAGUCUUUAGCCCCAACCGGAAAAACAUUUAUUGUCAUUUUGUCUUCGCAGCUCCAUCUGUAACACACGCCAGGAAAACACAGGUUAAAGUCUUUACUACACUGAAUGAGAGUCUGGGAGGGGCUAUUUAGUUAUUGCUGUGCUAGGCACCUACUCGCUGCAAAAUGUGACUGAAACUGCUCUGAGUCUCCACGUGGUUCUGUUUUGCAUCUGAAUGUUGCUGAGCACCCCAUUGGUAUAAAUAACCCCACUAGCUCUCACAUCCUCCUAUAUUAUUUUUUAUAUAUAUAUAUAUAUAUAUAUAUGUAACCAAACUGUGUUCAAGUGACUUUUUUGAUAAAUGUACAGUUUUUUCUGUGAAUUUAAAUUUAUUUCUUUCUAUAUUUUUAGGACCAAUCUCGUUUUUAAGAAAUAAAAAAAAAAAAAAAUAGAUUCACGUUGUUGCACAUGUGCUGUAGUGUGCCCUUUAGCAGCUGAAGUAUAAUAAAAAAAUCUAAAAAAUG
Messenger RNA from Xenopus tropicalis (tropical clawed frog), 9779 nucleotides. It is a transcript of the gene baz2a, whose product is annotated as bromodomain adjacent to zinc finger domain 2A. Gene Ontology annotation, molecular function: DNA binding. Gene Ontology annotation, cellular component: nucleus. NCBI's taxonomy places the organism in Eukaryota, Metazoa, Chordata, Amphibia, Anura, Pipidae. The record is from RefSeq and is a predicted model, not a curated record. The coding region runs from base 249 to 5336 and encodes 1695 amino acids. The transcript has 29 exons.